Molecule: messenger RNA, 2022 nt
Organism: Scatophagus argus
Lineage: Eukaryota; Metazoa; Chordata; Actinopteri; Scatophagidae
Product: thymus-specific serine protease
Exons: 16
Biological process (GO): proteolysis
Cellular component (GO): endosome; lysosome
Molecular function (GO): serine-type exopeptidase activity; dipeptidyl-peptidase activity
Source: RefSeq, a predicted model, not a curated record
AGAAAACGAGCACAAUUGUCACAUUCUUUUUUCUCUGCUCCUUGGUUUCAUUUUUUAACGCUAGGCAGGACACUGACGAAGAUCAAGGAGCGUGUGCGUAAUCUCCAGCUGCAGAAAGCCCAGCAGCACCUCCUGACCCAGGCAGCCAGUGGUCGUCAGCCUUUCCAACAGGUGAAGGAGGGCAGGAUUCACCAGCGGUUGGACCACUUCAACCGACAAGAUGUGAACACCUUCCCUCAGAGGUUCUUUGUGAACGAGGCAUACUGGCAGAGUCCUGAUGGUCCAGUGUUCCUCUUCAUUGGAGGAGAAGGGCCCAUCUUUAAGUUUGAUGUCCUGGCAGGUCACCAUGUUGACAUGGCUGAGGAGCACGGGGCUCUGCUAUUGGCUCUGGAGCAUCGUUUCUAUGGCGACAGCAUCAACCCUGAUGGUCUGAACACGGAGAACCUGGCAGACCUGAGCAGCCAGCAGGCGCUUGUUGACUUGGCUGUAUUCCACCAGUACAUCAGCCAACGCUUCAACCUGAGCCACAGGAACACCUGGAUCAGCUUUGGAGGCUCGUACUCUGGAGCUCUGUCUGCCUGGUUCAGAGGAAAGUUUCCCCAUCUGGUGUAUGGAGCUGUGGCCUCCUCUGCUCCUGUCAAGGCGAAGUUGGACUUCUCUGAAUACAGCAAUACUGUUGGCUCGAGUCUCCUGAACGAAGCAGUUGGUGGCUCAGAAAAGUGUCUGGCGAGCGUGCGGGAAGCGUUUGCCGCUGUGGAAGCAGCAGUGAUGGGUGGUAAUGCCAGCCAGGUGGCCAGAGACUUUGGCUGCUGUCAGAUGCCCAAGGAUCUUGACGAUCAGAUUGAGCUGAUGCAAAACUUAGCCGACAUCUUCAUGGGAACGGUGCAGUACAACGAAGAAGGAGUGCUCAUGUCUAUUGAUGAGAUCUGUGGUGUUAUGACCAAUAAGAGUGACGCAUAUGAGGAGAAGAUGGAAGCUUAUGACCGCCUUGUAAAACUUGCGCAGAUCUACCAUUCCACCAGUGAGGAACCAUGUCUGGACAUCUCUCAUGAGAAAACUGUGAAGAAUCUGAUGGAUACGUCCCUCCACUCAUCCAGAAGAGCAGAGAGACAGUGGACCUACCAGACCUGCACCGAGUUUGGCUUCUACCAGACCUGCGAGGAAGCCACUUGUCCGUUCUCUGGGAUGGUGACCCUGCAGGUCCACACUGAAAUCUGUCCUAUGGUGUUUGGCAUUUCCCAGCAUUCCCUGACUGGACGCAUUGCUUUCACAAACACUUAUUAUGGAGGAGACAAAGCCCCCACACACAGGGUCCUCUAUGUCAAUGGUGGACUUGACCCCUGGAAGGAGCUGUCAGUAGUCCAGGACAGGGCUGAGGAAGGAGAAGAAACCCAGACCAUUUUCAUUGAGGACACUGCUCACUGUGCUGAUAUGAUGAGUAAAAGAGUCACAGACCGCCGCUCACUCAAGAAAGCCAGAGAGGAGAUUGAGAAACAUGUGGCCAGUUGGCUGAAGAUGGCUGCCCAAGAGAAGAUGUGUACGGAGGGGGCUGUGAUCACCCCUGUAGGAAACCAGCGCCCUGCAGAGUUAAAAGACCCCAGCCGAGAUGGACGGUGCGGGGCCCUCACAGGCCGCCCCACGAUCAAACUCCGUGCCGCCCACGGAGUCGCCUGCCCCGGCCCGCUGUACCCCGCCAAGCCGCUGCUGAUUGAAGUGCAGCCGCCUGUUGGCCCCUCACAGCAGGUCCGGAGGGAGAGAGUUAUCACGAUUCUUGUGCCGAGUUAUCCCGAGAUGACUGGGAGAUUUGAAGCACGGAUGGGCAGAGAGGAGGGCAGGAUGGAGGGGGUGAUUGAGGGCACCGAGCAUCCCGACGGCUGCGAGCCGGAGCGAGAGGCGCACCAGGCGGAGGCGAGGCGCUGCAGGAAGCCGCUGCUCCCUUUCACCGGGUUUCUGGACUACACCGGACACGGCCCGAACAGGACUGGAUACGGCGAAUAUUUACGUCUCGGUUGUUUUCGCUAG